UGCGUUCCAGGCAACCUGUAACCCGUAACUCACGACUUCAAAACCACGACUCACGACUUUGAACUGGGAGUACAUCGAUCUAGUACGAGUUCACGGGUGGGAAGUCACGGGUUUGACUGCCGUUCCAGAGCACUUUCACCGGUAGAAGGUUGUAAAAACACGAGUUACAGGCUGCCUGGAACGCAUAGGGUCGUGAGUCGUGGUUUUGAAGUCGUAACUCACGGGUUUAAAAACCUGCCUGGAACGCACCAUUAUAUUCCGCGUGAGUUGUGAAGAAUGUACCAGCAAAUACAGCAGAAGUAAGAUAUGGACCGACAGCAGCAACAUUCAGAUCAACGAUCAUAUCACUUUAGAACUCUUAAAUACUGUGGUUAAAUACACACUUUUUAGACAUCACCCGCAGAAUGCUGUUAAGGUUACACUGAAACAGAGGAAGGCAAGUGUAUGAAGGUCAUGCAUGUCGCUUGGCCUAUAGCCUGUGCUGAGUAAAUCCUGAACCCAGUUGCGCUACAGCACAGGGAAGGGAAAGUGAGCGUGCUUUCUGACUCGAACCCAGCCCUGCUGCUCCAUGUUUCCUAUGCUAACCCUUCUGAGCAUGUUUUACUAUAUCUGUCUGCGGCGGCGCUCCAGGAGCGGGACGCGGAGUGAGGCAUUGGGCAGUCGGCGGGCCGUGGAGCUGGGCCAGCGUUCGGCACUGCCCGUCACAGUGGAGGUGGAGCAGUAUGGCAAGGAGGUCCUGGACUUCAGCUCUCACUACGGCAGUGAAAACAGCAUGUCUUACACCAUGUGGAACCUAGCGGGUGUGCCUAACGUCUACCCUAGCUCAGGAGACUUUACUCAGACGGCCGUGUUCCGGACUUAUGGAGGUUGGUGGGGGCAGUGUACGAGCGCCUCACCUCCUUUCUGCCGUACACCAUCCAAUUUCCACAGCCAGGAUUUCCUGGAGCUGGCCUUCGAGGAGCCUGUCUAUCCCACGGCUGUGGAGGUGCUGGAGACUUACCACCCUGGGGCAGUUGUCAAGAUCUUGGCAUGCUCACUCAACCCAUUCUCCCAAAACCCACCAGCUGAUGUUAGGUGGGAGGUCCUGUGGGCCGGUAAGCCCACCAAAGCUCUGACCCCUCAAGCUCGCCAGUUUUCACCCAGCAUCAGGCAGAUCAGCUUUGCCACCAAUCUGCUGCGACUGGAAGUGAACAGCUCUCUGUUGGACUACUACACAGAGCUGGAUGCGGUGAUCCUGCGUGGUGUUCGGGAGAGACCCAUUUUGGCCCUUUAUAAGAUCCCUGUCAUUGACAUCAGUGAUCUGAGUGACAGCGAAGAGGAGAUCAGUGAUGUUGGAGGCCUCUGCUGCAGGUCAGGUGGAGAAAACAAGCACAACCUGGGAAACGGCUACUUUGAUAGACUCCCUUAUGAGCUAAUCCAACUGAUUGUAAGUCACCUGGCGUUUCCAGACUUGUGCCGAUUGGCUCAGAGCUGCAAGCUCUUUCACAAGCACUGUUGUGACCCGCUGCAGUACAUUCAGCUGAGCCUGCAGCCGUACUGGGCCCGGCUCACCGAUGCCUCCCUGUGCCACCUACAGAGCCGCUGCACACUCCUGCAGAGGCUAAACAUGUCCUGGACGGGCAACCGCGGAGCUGUGACAGCCACUGGGUUCUGCAGCUUUGUAAAGGCCUGUGGGCUCAGUCUGGUGUGUUUGCAGUUGUCAUGCUGUCAUUUCCUGACUGAAGCGUGUUUAGAGGUGAUCGCCCAGAUGUGUCCGUCCCUGCAGGAGCUGAAUUUGGCUUCCUGUGACCGUCUGCAUCCUCAGGCCUUCAAUCACAUCGCCAAACUCCCUAAACUGCGCAGACUUGUGCUUUAUCGCACCAAAGUUGAGCAAUCAGCCAUGUUAAGCAUCCUCACAUUCUGCCCAGAGCUCAGGCACCUUAACCUGGGAAGUUGUGUAAUGAUCGAGGACUACGAUGUAGUAGCGAGCAUGCUCAGUGCACGCUGCCGUUCCCUGCGCUCUCUCGACCUGUGGCGCUGCAGGAACCUGAGCGAGCGUGGGCUAGCGGAGCUGGUUACGGGGUGCAGGCUGCUGGAAGAGCUGGACCUGGGUUGGUGCUCCACGCUUCAGAGCAGCUCCGGCUGCUUCCAGCAUUUGGCCCGUAGCUUGCCACGCCUUCGCAAGCUCUUCCUCACCGCCAACCGUACUGUGUGUGACUCCGACCUGGAGGAGCUGGCUGCUAACUGCAAUGCACUGGAGCAUCUUGAUAUACUGGGCACGCGGAUGGUGAGCUCUGCCUCUCUGCGGAAAUUACUGCAGUCCUGUCCUCGGCUGAAGCUGCUGGAUGUGUCCUUCUGCUCCCAGAUCGACUCUCGCGUUGCCCAGGAGCUCAGUGGCCUUUUCCCCAAUGUGUCCAUAAAGAAGAGUUUCACUCAGUAAAACUCGAUCUGUCCUGUGGCAGGAGCAGAUUCAAAUGGUUCAUAUGAUUCUCAAAGACCUUGGUUAGUAAGUGUCCGGGGGGGCAUUCUGGUGCUGUGAACUUAGACAUGCUGUCUUGAACUGAACAGAGCUAUGAACUGCCACAUAGAGGAACCGUUUCGAAGAUAUUAUGGAUGUCUCAUUGUAUAUUGAAUCACACAUUUCACAAGACCUCAGUUUUUGAUCUUAAUCUCAGGGUUUUAUUUUUAAGAGACAAUUGUAACAUGCUUUACAACUGCCGAAUAGUUUUGUUUUAAGCGUACUUAUUCAAGUGUAAGAGGCUCAGUACCAAUGUUUUUAUUUCCUUUGUAAUUGUGUUGAAUAUUGUAAAAUAAUAUAAUAAUAACAUGCUCUAAUUUAAUUAUUUAUUCAUAUAAUUUCAGGGCCACAUUGACUUCAAUCGUGGGCACAAAAAUCUUAUUUGGCAAUACUUUGUGUGAAGUUUUGCCCAUGAUUGAGUCAAUACUAUUAUGCACAUAUGAUCUCAACAGGGCAAGAACUAAAGUUUAAGCUUAUGUCUGUUGUAAAACGUACAUUUCCUUUCACACAGGUGCAUGGUAACUGGUACUGUAAAUAACAUAUUCUUGUGCCUUAGGAGAAAAGUGCUUUGUAUGUUUGUGGGUUGUCUUUAUUGUGCUAUGCUAUAUUGUCAUUUGCCAAAAUCACCCUAAACCAAAGGGAUUUUUUAAAGCAAAAAAAAAGAAAUAGUUUGAAGUGAAAUUGGAGAAAUUAUUUGAGUGCUUUUGGUGUAAAAAAAAGUUUUCUUUUAUCAUUUUUUUUUUAAUUUGCGGUAUGUCUAUUUACUAAAAUUAUAUCAUUAACUAAAAAUGGAAGUAAAAUGGAAGCUACCUUAAAGAGUAUACAGACGGUAUUUAUGUUCAUUUGACGCUGUACUGAGUUACUUCCUUUAUGGUAAUUUUGAAAAUUUUAUUAAAUUUGUGCCAUUUAAAUGCAGAUGGCUUUUAGCAUUGUUUCAGAUCUGAGAAUGACUCAUGAGGUCUUGGUUCAAUAAAGUGAGGCUUAAUAACAUUUUGCAGUUAUUGUUUUUUUAUGUUCUCUUUGUAAGAAAAAAAUCUGUUUUAGUGCUUGCAGAGCCUUUCAACUAUUUAAGGACAAAGGGAAUCUCCAACCAGUCUGGUAAACUAAAAUUCAGAAUUUCUCUGGCAGAAGUUUAACGGCAUAUUAAUAUUGAAUCUGGUAGUGACAGUCUCAUUGGACUAACAGUGAUGUAAUGAAUUGUUUAUGUCUAUUUUAAUGAUGGACCAAGGAGCUCUAAUGUGCCCUGAGGACCUGGAGGAUGCAGUUAAUUAGAUGAAACGAUUUCUUGAUUUCUGUGCUACUAUUGAUAGCCGCUUCAUGCAGACCUCACGCAGACAACUGUCAUUACACCCUUGUAAAUACAUCGAAAGUACAACCCAUAAUAGCACUGGCUGUGUUUGGAGGCUGUAAUUUAGAUGUGGCAGUGAUCUGCUACAAUGGUUUUAGCAUCAAUAUGUGUUUUAUCCUCCUGUUUUCGUACACCUUUUUUUACAGGAACCAUCUCAGAUAUAUAUCUAUGUAUGUGUAUAAUAGCUUCAUCUACUUUUGUAAGCUUUGGUAUUUGGCUUCACUUUACUUUUCUCAGGUCUGUACUAUUAAACCAAAAUAUUUCGGACAUUUUACAAAAAUAAUAUUUUUAUCACUGUCCCAUAUUAAAUGUAAAAAUGCACACAAAAAUUAGCAAUUAACGCAAAUUAUU
Paramisgurnus dabryanus is the source of this 4196-nucleotide messenger RNA. It is a transcript of the gene fbxl4, whose product is annotated as F-box and leucine-rich repeat protein 4. The record is from RefSeq and is a predicted model, not a curated record. Gene Ontology annotation, cellular component: SCF ubiquitin ligase complex. NCBI's taxonomy places the organism in Eukaryota, Metazoa, Chordata, Actinopteri, Cypriniformes, Cobitidae. Gene Ontology annotation, biological process: SCF-dependent proteasomal ubiquitin-dependent protein catabolic process. Gene Ontology annotation, molecular function: protein binding.